GCCGUGUUGGUGUGUGUUGGUGUGGCCAGGAUAGGGCAUUCGUUCAUAUCAAUAUUGCCCUAACAUUUAUCAUAUUUUUCAUAAUGCACCUCUGGCAAGAAACAAGCGUCAGUUUCUCAGUCUACGUUCAUUGAUCUUGAUAAGCCUUGCACCAAUGUCGUCAGAGGCUGUCACAGGUGGAGCAGUGGCAGAUGCCUCAGUUUUCUCUGUCUCUGAUCGGGUGGUGUGGCUGGGCAGCCUGGGCACUCGUCUGGGCACCGUCCGCUGGUUGGGCGAGCUGCCCCAGCUGCGCUCUGGCACCACUGUUGGCAUAGAACUGGACUACGAGCUACCGCGCGGUGGAACGGACGGGUGGCACGAGGGCCGAUUUCUGUUCCGAGCGCGCGCCAAACAUGGCCAGCUGGUGUCACCCCAGGAGUUGGUCCUGGAGCACCGCUACUUUGGAAAGCCCGACCCAGCCGCCUCGGAGCAGCCACAGCCUCCGGUUCCGGUGCCUGGACCAAAUCUCACUGCCCGGGAUCUCAUUGAGGAUGCCAUGGCGCGGGUGGCGGCCGAGCAGCGGGUGCUACGGGACCGCGGAAGGCGACCGGAGGAGACUGGCGAGGUGCUGGUGGGGGAGGGAGCCGGCCCGGCGGCGUAUGGAGCGCCGCUGACCAUGCUGGAGCCCCCCUGGAGAGUGGCUGCCGCCCAGGCCGCCGCGAGGGGACACAAGAGCAAUGUCGGCCCGGCACGCGGCAGACGCGAGACCAAGUCCAAAUCCAAGUCUCCGGCGCGCACCCAGCGAGUGAAGAGCCCUCCGCGGAGUGGUGGCACCGCCAGUCCGCCGGCCAUGCCUCCGGGCGGUCUCAGACUGGGCUCCCCGGGGCCCGGCGGCGACCCGGGCUCCCAGCGUGGCCUGUUCUCGCUGCUGCGUCUGUUCCGGCGGCGUCGCUCGCUGUCGGCCGAACGGCGCCGAGCUGUCACCGGCUCACCGCCGCCGAGCCGGCCUGCACGGGCCUCCAGUGAGGACCGCACUCUCAGCUACCGGCCGCGCAAGAGGGCCGCGCCGCCGCCGCCGGUCGGCAGCCAGCAGCAGCCCGGUCGGCCGGCGCGGACCGGCACGGCGCGACGCGGGGCCGCCGCUGAUCGGACCCGACCAGCGCCCUCCGAUCAGGUGCGCCAUGUGCGCGGGAAGCGGCGUGCUCCGCCACCGCCGGCCGCCGGGCAGUUCUGUAGUCUACAGCCGCCGGGCCGUGCCGAGCCGCCGACACCAACCGCGCGGAGUCUGGACCGAACCACCAGCCGACAAACGGACACCCUGGUCCUGGAGGGAGGUGUCUUGCGACCUCGGACUCGUACUCCAGAGGAAACCAGGGGCUCAGCACUACCGUCGGACUCAGCGCAGCAGUCUGCCGCCGAGCGGACCCCAGAGCCGACUCCCCGCGCGGGGACCCUAUCACGCCUCUCGGUGGCCGCCGGUCCUCGGCUUUGGUACAAACGGAAGAAACCCGAAGAGAGCAAACCCUCGGACGCCCGCGAGCGGCGCGGCCGCAGGGACCGGCGCAGUCGCAGUGAGCGUGCCGCCGAGCCGGACGGAGAGCUGGACUGGCUGGCGGACAUGGUGUACGCUCGAAGCAGCGCGGCGCCGCCGGAGGGUACGGUGGAGAGGCGACUGCAGGUCCUCCGCCACCUUGCUGACCAGGAGGAGCGCUCAGAGCCGUCCCCACCGCCUCCGGCACCGGCUCCGGCUCCAGCUCCGGCUCCGGCUCCGGCUCCGGCCUCCUCCCUGACGCCCGCAUCAGCCGAGUCUCCGCUCCAGCGUACGGGAUCGUCCACCAAACCCACCGAGCCACCCAAAAGCGACCCUGAGCCGCCACAGCCGCCGCUCCCGGCCAAGAACCGCAGUCCUUUGAGAAGUCUGUUCGGCCGCGAUCGCUCGCCGAAACAGUCCUCAUCUCGUGGUGACCCGGCCGCCGCCCGGCCGCGGUUCUCAAUGUUAGCAAACAUCAGUGCACUGGAUCGUGAGGCGGCCCAGCUGAUUGAAGGGCGGGCUGAUCAGUCGGCUACUCUGCCGUCACACUCGCACCUGGGCGGCGCUCUAGGCGGAGUGGACGAUGAUUAUGGUGCACAAGGAGACGAUGGGACGCUGGUGGCGAGUGGGAAAUCUCACGCCGAAAUGGAGCGUGAGAAACGUGAGACGUGUCAGACGAUAGCGAUGCUGGUUAGGGAGAAGUUUGAGGAGAAGGGAGAGGAGACAGAGACUGAGAAGUGCUCAGCGUCGGCAAGUGUGGGAUCUCCGAAAGGAUCGGCGCUGGAAAGGGGAGCCGCUGGGGGUGUCAAAUCGAGCUCGCCGGAGGUAGCGAAGCAGGGAUUGAAGACGGAGAGAAGUAGGGUCUCGUGUGGUGCGUCGAGUGCAACAUCGGGUUUCAGUGAUAAGACAAAGAAAAGUGAUGAAACUAAGACAAACAAUGCAAAGGUGCAGAAUGUUUCUAGCCCUGUAUCACUGCGCUCUGAUUCUGCAGCUCAGAAAAACAACAGUGUUACUCAGUCCCCAAAACAAGCAGCUCCGCCGUCGAAUGUCUCUCGAGGCAAAAUGGUGCGUCAAGAAAGCUACCCCGCCGACAGAAACCCAUUCGACGAAGGGCCUCAACCGAGCGGGAAUCCCUUUGAAGACGCGGACGAGCCCGUGCCCAGGUCGAAACAGCACGGCGUUUAUGACAACGUCGUGCUGGCACCGGUCCAGUCGACCAACCCGUUUGACGAGGAUGAGUACCCGGACACGAUGAACCCGUUCGCAGAUGAUGUGGACGCAGAGACUGAGCCGGCGGCGGCGGCGGCUGAGUUUGCUCCGUCCGCGCCGCGGCAUGAGGACAGUGCCGAGAGGUGUGUCAAACCAAGUCAGCCACCAGUGAAGGAAGAGGAAAUGGUAAAGACCACUCAGCCGGUGGCAUCCAGUGAACGUGCAAAGUCUGACUCUCCUCAAGAGGCUCGCCGAGUGGACCCCGAGCCGCCAGAGCCCGCCCCUCGGCUCAGUAUGCGUCAGGGAAGUGUUUCUACCCAGGAAACCUCCCGUCCAGUGCCGACCUCGGCUGGGUCGGCGACUCCACAGCGAGACGGAGACAUCCCAACUCUGGUGCGCGACCUGAACCAGUUUCUGGACACUACCAUGCAGACUCUCAGCUCUCCGGGCGCCCAGAGGCGGCAGGCGGCGCUGGCCCGUGCGGAGGCGGCCUCUGUGCCCUCUGCCGGCUGGUCAUGCAGCCGGUGCACCCUCAUCAACCGAGCGGUGCUCUCAGCCUGUCAGGCUUGUGGCUCGCGGCGGCCCGGCGCGCCCGACUGGAGUGCCGAAAUGCAGCGCUACUUUGGCGGCAGUCCGCCGCAGCCGACACCUCGAAAGGAGAGUCUGGGUGUCGUACAGGGUGGCGUGGCGCACCGUUUGGGUACGUUCCCUGGUCAGGGUUCUCUGGGUACACGGUCUCUGAGUCGGGAUAGCGCCUCGCCUCGUCGACCAAUGCCUGCUCGUGGUGAUCACCGCAGCCUGGAGCUGGGUGAUGAUACGAUGAACGCCUGGGGUAGCGGUGGGAGGCAGACGGUGGAGAAAGAGGAGGGUAACAAACGGCGCACGGCGAACGGACCUGUGACCCUGGCCGGGAGUGUAUUCGGAUCGGCAGGAGCCGCGACAAAGGAUCGUCAGGAAGCUACUAGUCGCAGAGCGGAACCGAAAGAAUCGCUCACCGCCGCCGACCGGCGCAGUUUCUUCAGCGAUUCUCGGGGUUCAGGGCCCAAUCAGAGAGAAACUCAGCCUGAACGAGCCGAGCCGGCCGUCAAGAAACGCCCUAAUCUACCAUCGACGUUUGUGGCUCAGUUACUGCAGCGGGAGGCAUCUCAGGCAACACCGUCUGCCCCGUCAACAUCAACAGAGUCUGCCUCCCGCCCGUCAACGAGUGAUGAGCCAGACAUGGAUGAGGUGCGCCGCGCUCGGCUGGCGUUCUUCGCUCAGCGGCAGGCGGCACGCGGCUCGCAGGAGCAGCAGGCCGCGGCGCCGACGCCCUCAGGAGAGGACAGUCACCGGUCCAGCUCAGCGUCGCUCUCUGCUGAUCCCACGGACGCUGACGAUGCUGACGAUGAAUCAGAGUCAGACUCGACAUCGAUGUCCGGUCAUCUCCGUCCCUCUGAGUCGCGGUCUUCGAAUGUGGCUCCUGCUGCUGCUGCGAUCUCCACUCCGCCGACCGCCGGUCCGGCCACUCCUGCCCCGGCGCCAUCUGCGCCGCCUCUGGGUACUCUAGGACGCGCCUACAGCGCUGCUGAACCUUCACUCCCAGCCAUCAAGGAAGCCUCUCCUUCUGACUAUCUAGAGGAGACUCGUGGCGCGGCGCCGCCGCUCACUGUACACGAGUAUGAAGACGUGGAGGUCGCCCCGCGUCCCUGGAAGCUCUCUCCGGCUGAGAAGGCUCGCCGCCGGCCGGCUGGUAAGCCACAGUGGCGUGGCGACUCACUUAUUGUGCCGGACGGUCGCGGAGGCCGCGUGCGCUGUGUGGUGGAGCGGGACUCGACUGCCCCUCAGUUUGUGAUAAGAGAUGGUGUGUUGUACAGUCAGCUACCUACUCCGGCAGCGGUAGAGAGCCGUGCGCUACCGCCGCGAGACGCCGUUGCUCCGGCACCGGCGCCCCCUUCGACAGAUUCGGCGCCCGCACCGGAGCAACAAAAAGAGAAGACAACGACGGCGACUACGGCGGCAACGGCGGCAGCGGGCGCAGAAGAGGAAGCAGUAGACCCGGCCGGCGCUACCUGCAACGGUCCAACCAGCUCGGCUCCCCUCCCCACAGAUGUCAGCACUGCCGCGGACAGCGGCGGCGGCGGUGGCGCUGCCGACCGUCCAGAGCGUCUGGAGCCCGACCAAGGCUGCUCGGACCUGAUGCUGGAGCUACAGCGCGCCAUCGACUGUGGUCAGCACAGGGAGGCAGCGGCGCUGGCCCGCCGGCUGGCGGCUCUGAAGGCAGAGAAAAGCCGACUGGCCAGCACAGUUAUAACUGUGAACUUAUUCGUCGAGGACCGCAAGUGUCACGUGGGCCCCAUUCCGCUCCGGCUGUCACCUCUGAUGGCCGUGCACGAGCUCAAAACGCAGAUUGAGCGCGACUAUGCGCUGCCGGUGUCGUGCCAGCGCUGGAUCCUGGACAGCCGGCUGGUGGAACCAGAGGCCGAACAGCGCAGUCUGGUGGAGAGUGGGGUCAGCGACGGGUCGGCCGUGUACUUGUACCUUACCGUACCACCAGGGGCGGCCGACGUCUACCGGGACCGACCCAUCUCCACGGCUGCUCUGUUCCGCGCCACGCCGCCGCCCAGCGCCCCCGAGCCCGCUCCCGCCCCUGCCCCCGAGUCCGCCCCCGCCCCCGCCCGGGCCACGGCGGGCGGCCGACAACCGUCAGCCAGCGGCGACGAGUUUCACGACGCCGACGAUGGCUCGGAAGGCGCUUCGACGGCGACGACGACGGCAAUUAAGGCACGUGACGUCAAGCGAAGUUCCGUCACGGACGCUGCACAGAGUCCCUCAAAGGGAGAGACGGUUGAGAAUGGGGUCCAAAGCCGGAGUCGGCUAUCGGGCGUGCCGAACGGAGUGGACGCGGAGACUUGCAUGAGUGAUGUGACAUCUACCGGCGGAGAUGGGAAACAGAAGUGCUGUGAUGCGACGGAAGGGGCGCGCGUGUCGCCGGUGGAGAGGCGAGCCGAUGCGGAGGUGCCGCCGCCGCUGCCUGCCAAGAGGCGCCAGCUGACGGGCGUGACGUCACCGCCGGGCUCGCUGCAACUGUGCACAGCUGCGGACGCCGAGCUCAAUAGAGAGCGGGAUCUCAGCUCUACAUCAGGUGGCGGCUCCACCCAGCAGACCUCAGCCAGGGAGCGCUCGCCACCAACCGGCACCGUACCCUCCCUGCCAGCGGUCUCCCAUCCCCUCCCCACCACUCCAGACCCUUCAACCGCUGCUGCCGCAAGGUCGGGGUCUGUACAGACUGCCGAGACAGUGUUCGAUGGUGGAUCCACGUUCGAACAGAGCGGUCUAUUGGCGGUGCGCGAUGGGGCCUCUCCUCCGCCCCCGUUGCCUGCCAAACAGCGCUCACCGAGCUCUCUGAGGCGGCGUGAGACGGUGGAGAAAGCAGGGAGCGGCAUCGACCAAUCGAUAGCGGGGCAUGUGUCAGGACAGGCGUCAUCAAGUCAGGUGCCACCAGGACAGGUGUCAUCAAGUCAGGUGUCAUCAGGACAGGCGUCAUCAAGUCAGGUUUCAUCCGACCAUCUGUCACCAGAACAGUCGUCUGCCAGACGCGUACAACCGGAGCCAGGUGGCGCAUCGCUCAAGCUACCGGGUAUCGCCGCCCUGGUUCUGCGAGACGACGGGACGCCCAUGAAUGCUGCAUCAGCGGGGAGCGGGGUUAGGACGACAGACGUGACAGUGUCGUCUCUGCAGGGUAGGGCUGCGCCCUCCACGGCGGGGUUUGGAUCGGCGGUGCCUGGAACGAGGACGGACGGUGAUUCUGGGGACAAGAAAAGCUGCAGCGGACCAAGCUCGUCUCAGCUGACGAAUGGUGUAGCGUAUGGUGACCAAGGACCGGUAGGUAGCCAGAAUUCGAAACUGGCCCCCGUUAAAACCUCGACUCAAUCGUCUAUGAAGUCUGAUUUGUCACCAUUUACAACGCAGAAGCCCAUUACGGGUACGGGCGUCCAUACCAAUGCCUACAUUUCUUCCAUUUCGUCAACCGCUAAUACUGGUUCUAACGAUACAUACAGUAGUCCACCGACCUCCCCCACGCCAUCCACAUCUUCCACUGCCUUUGCCACGUCCUCUUCCCCCUCAGCAUCCGCAUCUCCUGCCCCCACCCCUGCCCCUACUAGUCGGAAUACAGCCAGCUCCUCUGUGACAGUGAUGACGGCUUUAGCACCUGAUAUGCACUCCGAACCAAUGAAGGCCCUCUCACUGGCCGCCUGCGCAGCUGUGAAGGUGACCAGUCCACCGGCUACACUCAUGGCGCCAGGCGUGGCUGAACUUACAGUACAUUCGAAGGUGGCGUCUGACGUCACAGGAAAGCCAAAGGCUGACGUAACAGAAAAGCCGAAGACUGGUCUAUCUGAGGUUAAGACUCAGUCAAAGUCGGUGCAAGCACCCAAUGGGACUGUUCCUCAGCAUAAUGAUUGUGGCGCCAGGGAAACUACAUUAGUGAAAGGGAAGGAACAAGCGGAUGAGAAACACUCUCCAGAGGGAGCUUCGCUGAUGAAUGGUGUAGUGUAUGGAUCGGAGAAGGUUUUGGCGACAAAGGCAGAGUCAUUCAGGGGCUCUGAUGUUCUACAGAGUCCUGGUUUAGUGAGAAGCGUAGUGAGCAGUGUCACGGGUAAGGUAUCUACUGAUGCCUCUUCUACUGCCAAGGAAGCGAAUGUUGCAGCUCCUGUUAGCAAUGCCGGGAAGGCCGGCAGUACAUCUCCUCUGAAUGCUGCUAUUCCCGACAAGAAAGGCCCCUCCCCGAGUGGUAAAGUAGCCUCUCCGGUUUCCCGUGUUCCAGUCGCGACUUCUCGGCUAGCGAACUCUUCUGUGAAGAAGGCAGAACCCUCUAGUACCUCCAAAGAGGUGGAUGCGAGUCCUAAAACUUCAUGUUCCACUGCCAAGGCUACUGCCUCACCAGCAAAUGCGACAACGAUCUCAAAAACCGGCGCCGUGACCAAGACUUCGUCGCCAGCUGCUAAAACGAGCCCAGACGCCUCUCGAUCUCCAUCAGGCUCUUCAGCUUCGUCAUCAGCUGUUGAGACAGCAAACGCUAAACCCACCACAACGACCGUCCAUUCUUCACCCGCCUCCAAAACCACCUCACCUACCACCAAGACCUCACCCCAAGUCACCAGGACGACAGGAGUCGGCUCCAAGUCCUCGCCGAUGGCCAGCCGCCGAGCGGGGGCGGGGGCGGUGGCGGCGGCUCGGGCGGUGCGCCGCCAGUCAUCCGGCUCUGUCCUGGAAAAAGUGGCGCUCUUCUCCGGUGGAGGCGGAACUACAAGCGGAAGCUCAAGCGGAAGCGGAAGCGGGGCUACAAGCGGAGGUGGAAAGGUGGCGCCUUCGGCCGGUGCGGUACCCAACUCCAACUACGCUGCGCACCUGGAGGCAAUGCGCCAGCAGCUGGUGCCGAACGCCGAGCGGUUCGAGUGUCCGGUGUGUAUGCUGGACGUGGAGCCGGCGGCCGGCGUGGUGCUGAGGGAGUGUCUGCAUAUGUUCUGCAGGGAAUGUCUGGAGGGCACAGUGACCCACAGCGACACAGCAGAGGUCAAAUGUCCCUACAUGAGCCCGGAAUACAGCUGCCAGAGUCUCCUACUGGAGAUCGAGAUCAAAGCGCUGGUGAGUCCGGCCGAGUACGAGCGUCAUCUGGCCCGCUCUCUGAACCACGCCAAGGCCAACGCUUCCGACUCGUUCCACUGCCGCUCCCCCAACUGCACCGGCUGGUGCGUGUUCGAGGACAACGUCAACGUCUUCAACUGCCCCGUGUGCCGGCGGCCCAACUGUCUGACCUGCAGAGCCAUUCACGAGGACUGUGACUGUAAGACGUACCAGCGGCGACUGCAGGAUGAAGCCGAGACCAGUGAGGACGCCAAAAAGACCCAGCAAUACCUCGAUGACAUGGUGUCCCGCGGCGACGCGCUGCGCUGUCCCAUCUGUGACGUCAUACUGAUGAAGAAGUGGGGCUGUGACUGGGUGCGCUGCUCCAUGUGCAAAAACGAGGUGUGCUGGAUCACUGCCCAGCCACGCUGGGGACCCGGGGGCAAAGGAGACAUUUCUGGCGGAUGCAAGUGUGGUGUGAACGGAAAGAAAUGCCACCCGAAAUGUGUUUACUGUCACUGAGCUGAGGUGCGUUUUCGUAGUAAUUGGUGAAUCUAGUACCGGGCAUUAUCGUCCAUAAAUGAUUAAGGGCGAAACCGUUAUCGUUACGGUUCUGUUGUCACCUAUCGUGUGUGCGCGAGGUGCCUUUACUGUGCUUUCACUUGUUGCCAAACUGCUGAUUGUGUGUCAUUGUGGGUAAGAACGACGCUUAUUGUACAAGAUAACGCUGCCAGUGAUCGUCGAAUUUACCAAAUAUAACAUUUUUUUUUUGUACCAGAA
Messenger RNA from Amphibalanus amphitrite, 9103 nucleotides. Its product is annotated as mucin-17-like. The coding region runs from base 155 to 8845 and encodes 2896 amino acids. Gene Ontology annotation, biological process: proteasome-mediated ubiquitin-dependent protein catabolic process; protein linear polyubiquitination. The record is from RefSeq and is a predicted model, not a curated record. Gene Ontology annotation, cellular component: LUBAC complex. Lineage: Eukaryota; Metazoa; Arthropoda; Thecostraca; Balanomorpha; Balanidae. The transcript is spliced from 16 exons. Gene Ontology annotation, molecular function: ubiquitin binding; ubiquitin-protein transferase activity.